Messenger RNA from Coregonus sp. 'balchen', 26007 nucleotides. NCBI's taxonomy places the organism in Eukaryota, Metazoa, Chordata, Actinopteri, Salmoniformes, Salmonidae. The record is from the annotation of a GenBank genome assembly.
AUGGAUGGGGAAUUGGAGCCCAAGCCUGGGGUAGUGGAGGGGAGCACAACCCCAGCCACAGAAGAGGAACCCAUGGACACAGACAUCACUCCCUCCUCAGAGAAAACCACACACCCCACGGGAACCCAGGCUCCCGUCACCACGGUAACAGAGGAAUCCUCCAGGGUUCCGGAGAACAAUGACAAUGAUGAUGAUGUGGUGCUGGUGGAAGAGGCCCCACCUCCCUCAGGGAAACAGCCCCCCACCCCCUCUGCUACUCCCCCUUCCCAAGCUGGCGCACCCGCAUCUUACACCCUCACAGACUGCACUGAGCCCCACCCCUCAGAAAUAGAAACCAUGGCAAUAGUAAACACGACAACCGCCACAGCAGCAACAGCUCCCUUCAAAAAACCCAGUCCACCCGCCACUUCAUCAGCACCAUCCACAGAGCCCAUUGUCAUUGACGAUGAGGAGGAUCCCGGGCACAGAGGCUCUUCCUCACUGGCCACAGCCGGAGGCCCCUCCUCUUCGUACAGCGGAGGUAUUCUGAGCAGCACGGAGCCGGACUCGGAGAUAAAGAUCGGCAACGUCACAACGCUGGGGCCCUCUGCCUUAGCCACGGCAGCUACAGCAGCAGAGCCAGUGGCAGAGAGGGACAUGAACCUGAUGAUCACCAGUGUGACGUCGCUGCAAGGUGGGGUGGGGGUCGUGGGGUCGGGUGUAGCGGAGAAGGGCUUGCAGAUCAGCAGCACCUUCAGUCUGAACCCUGAGGCCCGGAGCUCUAUCAGCACCACCAGGCCCCCGCCCACUUUCAACCCUGGCCGGGUCAGCAACACCUCCACCACUAGCCAGCCUGUACAGAACGGAGACACAGGGACCCACCAGAGGCCUGGUAGUAAACACAAACUCAUAUGGUUUUAACACUAUUGUGCUGAACCAUUCUAUGCUGGCUUACAGCUUCUUUUCACAUUGCACCUGUUACGUUGUUUCUUCAGGUCUGCUAAAGUUUGUUUGUACGUGAUUUUUCUCUCCACAGAUUUGUGGAUCUCCCAGUCGGCCUCGUUCCCACGGAACCAGAAACAGACGGGGGUGGACUCUCCGUCGCCAACCGCCUCUCUGCCCAAACCACCUGGCCCCUCCCCCUCGGGCUCCCAGAACUCCCCUCGCACUGUCAAGGUGACCUGUGCCAAUUGUAAGAAGCCUCUGAAGAAAGGACAGACGGCCUACCAGCGGAAAGGAUCCACACACCUGUUCUGUUCCACCACCUGCCUCUCUGCCUUCUCACACAAACCCACCCCCAAGAAGAGCUGCACCAUGUGCAAAAAGUAAGACGUGUCGCUGUGUGUGUGUGUGUUGAUAUAUCUAAUUUGCUACUUUAUUUCUAAUGUCUGUGUGUGUUAACGUGUGUCUUCCAGGGACAUCACUACAAUGAAGGGCACAAUCGUGGCCCAGGUGGACUCCAGUGAGUCGUUCCAGGAGUUCUGCAGUACAGGCUGUCUGGGAGCCUACGAGAACAAACAGAACCCACCCAAGUCCUCCCUCAAAACCAAGUGCACUGUCUGCGGCAAGCUCACUGAGGUCAGUGCAACACAUUACACCAGGGAUGGGCAACUUUGAUGGGGGUGGGGGCCACAAAAAAUCUGAAUUUAUCAUCAGGGGCCGCAGUUGCUCGCGGGUCUGUUUACCCACAUGUGCGUACCACUCCACCACAUUGCGAGCAAAACAUUUGGGCAGCCCCCCUCUUGACAGCGGAGAUACAUUUUUUACGUUUUAGAGUUAAUUUUGUGCAAUUCUACACAUUUUGCCAUGGGGGGUAGAGAAAAAUGUGCUGUUUUACAGCUAAUUUCCUGCAAUUCUACAAAGUUUUCCAUAGGGUGGAGAGAAAUGUUUGCAGGUUUUAAUAUACAUUUACAUUUACAUUUUAGUCAUUUAGCAGACGCUCUUAUCCAGAGCGACUUACAGUUAGUGAAUACAAUUUUUAUUUUUUGUAUUUUUUAUACUGGCCCCCCGUGGGAAUCGAACCCACAACCCUGGCGUUGCAAACGCCAUGCUCUAUCAACUGAGCUACAUCCCUGCCGGCCAUUCCCUCCCCUACCCUGGACGACGCUGGGCCAAUUGUGCGCCGCCCAUGAGUCUCCCGGUCGCGGCCGGCUGCGACAGAGCCUGGAUUCGAACCAGGAUCUCUAGUGGCACAGUUAGUACUGCGAUGCGGUGCCUUAGACCACUGCGCCACUCAGGAGACGUGAAGAGAAUAUGAUAUCUGAGUGAGACUGACUAACAAAAUGAAUGGGGUCCCCCGGCCGGUAAUUCAACCGUGAUUACUUAGAUUAGGGAUGGGCAAAUUUGAUGGGGGCGGGGGCCACAAAAAAUCUGAACUCAUUAUUAGGGGCUGCAGUGGCUCGCGGCAGGGAUAGCUAACGGAAAAAAAUAAGAAUUGAAAGCCAAUAAAUAAACUUGGCGCCGACAAAUUGUCCGGGAGAACAAGAAAAAAUCCCAUUGCGAAAUAAUGCUUUUUAGCCUAUUCAUUGAUGGAAAUACCAAUAGAUAUACCAAUACAUUUGACUGGUCAUGCUUAUCGGUCUAUAGGUUAAUUUGCAUAAUUUAGUGGAAUUAAAUUGGCAGUAUACAGUAUAUUAAUUAUGUAACUUAUUUAUCACACGCGUUUAGCAUACUGAUACAGAGCCCUUGAGCAGAAAAUCUGUCAGACAGCGCUAGAGCUCCUGCUACAGCAUCUCAAACAGUAAAUGCAUACGCCGCGUUCACGUGCUAGUCGGAACUCGGAAAUGUUGUACUUUCUAACUGGUUGAACGCGGCACGUGUAGAACUACAACCAGUUAGCAAGUCGGAAAUGUCAGUUUCCUAGUUCCGACUAGCACGUGAACGCGGCAAUAGGCAACAGAAUAUGGUGUAGCCUAAACAUAUAUACAAUUAUAUAUAUUGUAAAGUGGUUGUCCCACUGGCUAUCAUAAGGUGAAUGCACCAAUUUGUAAGUUGCUCUGGAUAAGAGCGUCUGCUAAAUGACAAAAAUGUCAAAUAUAAGGUGUCACACACCACUUUGCAAUGAGCUGGAGGCUGAAUGGAUUUAGAAAACGUAUACUUACAGUGGGGGAAAAAAGUAUUUAGUCAGCCACCAAUUGUGCAAGUUCUCCCACUUAAAAAGAUGAGAGAGGCCUGUAAUUUUCAUCAUAGGUACACGUCAACAAUGACAGACAAAAUGAGAAAAAAAAAUCCAGAAAAUCACAUUGUAGGAUUUUUAAUGAAUUUAUUUGCAAAUUAUGGUGGAAAAUAAGUAUUUGGUCAAUAACAAAAGUUUCUCAAUACUUUGUUAUAUACCCAUUGUUGGCAAUGACACAGGUCAAACGUUUUCUGUAAGUCUUCACAAGGUUUUCACACAAUGUUGCUGGUAUUUUGGCCCAUUCCUCCAUGCAGAUCUCCUCUAGAGCAGUGAUGUUUUGGGGCUGUCGCUGGGCAACACGGACUUUCAACUCCCUCCAAAGAUUUUCUAUGGGGUUGAGAUCUGGAGACUGGCUAGGCCACUCCAGGACCUUGAAAUGCUUCUUACGAAGCCACUCCUUCGUUGCCCGGGCGGUGUGUUUGGGAUCAUUGUCAUGCUGAAAGACCCAGCCACGUUUCAUCUUCAAUGCCCUUGCUGAUGGAAGGAGGUUUUCACUCAAAAUCUCACGAUACAUGGCCCCAUUCAUUCUUUCCUUUACACGGAUCAGUCGUCCUGGUCCCUUUGCAGAAAAACAGCCCCAAAGCAUGAUGUUUCCACCCCCAUGCUUCACAGUAGGUAUGGUGUUCUUUGGAUGCAACUCAGCAUUCUUUGUCCUCCAAACACGACGAGUUGAGUUUUUACCAAAAAGUUCUAUUUUGGUUUCAUCUGACCAUAUGACAUUCUCCCAAUCCUCUUCUGGAUCAUCCAAAUGCACUCUAGCAAACUUCAGAUGGGCCUGGACAUUACAUUUACAUUUACGUCAUUUAGCAGACGCUCUUAUCCAGAGCGACUUACAAAUUGGUGCAUUCACCUUAUAGCCAGUGGGAUAACCAUUGGGGUGCCAGAGCAGCGAACAGUUUUGACUGGGCUGAGCGGGAACUGUGCUUCAGCAGAGAUAGGGGAGCCAGCAGGCCAGAGGUGGAUGAACGCAAUGCCCUCGUUUGGGUGUAGGGACUGAUCAGAGCCUGAAGGUACGGAGGUGCCGUUCCCCUCACAGCUCCGUAGGCAAGCACCAUGGUCUUGUAGCAGAUGCGAGCUUCAACUGGAAGCCAGUGUAGUGUGCGGAGGAGCGGGGUGACGUGAAAGAACUUGGGAAGGUUGAACACCAGACGGGCUGCGGCAUUCUGGAUGAGUUGUAGGGGUUCAAUGGCACAGGCAGGGAGCCCAGCCAACAGCGAGUUGCAGUAAUCCAGACGGGAGAUGACAAGUGCCUGGAUUAGGACCUGUGCCGCUUCCUGUGUAAGGCAGGGUCGUACUCUCCGAAUGUUGUAGAGCAUGAACCUACAGGAUUGGGUCACCGCCUUGAUGUUAGCGGAGAACGACAGGGUGUUGUCCAGGGUCACGCCAAGGCUCUUCGCACUCUGGGAGGAGGACACAACGGAGUUGUCAACCGUGAUGGCGAGAUCAUGGAACGGGCAGUCCUUCUCCGGGAGGAAGAGCAGCUCCGUCUUGCCAAGGUUCAGCUUGAGGUGGUGAUCCGUCAUCCAUACUGAUAUGUCUGCCAGACAUGCAGAGAUGCGAUUCACCACCUGGUUAUCAGAAGGGGGAAAGGAGAAGAUUAGUUGUGUGUCGUCUGCGUAGCAAUGAUAGGAGAGGCCAUGUGAGGAUAUGACAGGGCCAAGUAACUUGGUGUAUAGCGAGAAUAGGAGAGGGCCUAGAACUGAGCCCUGGGGGACACCAGUGGUGAGAGCACGUGGUGCGGAGACAGCUUCUCGCCACGCCACUUGGUAGGAGCGACCGGUCAGGUAGGACGCAAUCCAAGAGUGAGCCGCGCCGGAGAUGCCCAGCUCGGAGAGGGUGGAGAGGAGGAUCUGAUGGUUCACAGUAUCAAAGGCAGCAGAUAGGUCUAGAAGGACAAGAGCAGAGGAGAGAGAGUUAGCUUUAGCAGUGCGGAGAGCCUCCGUGACACAGAGAAGAGCAGUCUCAGUUGACCAGUCUUUAAACCUGACUGGUUUGGAUCAAGAAGGUCAUUCUGAGAGAGAUAGCAAGAGAGUUGGCUAAAGACGGCACGCUCAAUAGUUUGAGAGAAAAGAAAGAAGGGAUACUGGUCUGUAGUUGUUGACAUCAGAGGGAUCGAGUGUUGGUUUUUUGAGAAGGGGUGCAACUCUCGCUCUCUUGAAGACGGAAGGGACAUAUCCAGCGGUCAAGGAUGAGUUGAUCAGCGAGGUGAGGUAAGGGAGAAGGUCACCGGAGAUGGUCUGGAGAAGAGAGGAGGGGAUAGGAUCAAGCGGGCAGGUUGUUGGGCGGCCGGCCGUCACAAGUCGCAAGAUUUUAUCUGGAGAGAGAGGGGAGAAAGAAGUCAAAGCAUAGGGUAGGGCAGUGUGAGCAGGACCAGCAGUGUCAUUUGACUUAACAAACGAGGAUCGGAUGUUGUCAACCUUCUUUUCAAAAUGGUUGACGAAGUCAUCCACAGAGAGGGAGGAGGGGGGAGGAGGAUUCAGCAGGGAGGAGAAGGUGGCAAAGAGCUUCCUAGGGUUAGAGGCAGAUGCUUGGAAUUUAGAGUGGUAGAAAGUGGCCUUAGCAGCAGAAACAGAUGAAGAAAAUGUAGAGAGGAGGGAGUGAAAAGAUGACAGGUCCGCAGGGAGUCUAGUUUUCCUCCAUUUCCGCUCGGCUGCCCGGAGCCCUGUUCUGUGAGCUCGCAAUGAGUCAUCAAGCCACGGAGCUGGAGGGGAGGACCGAGCCUGCCGGGAGGAUAGGGGACAUAGAGAGUCAAAGGAUGCAGAAAGGGAGGAGAGGAGGGUUGAGGAGGCAGAAUCAGGAGAUUGGAGGGAGAAGGAUUUAGCAGAGGGAAGAGAUGAUAGGAUGGAAGAGGAGAGAGUAGCGGGAGAGAGAGCGAUGGUUGCGACGGUGCAUUACCAUCUGAGUAGGGGCAGAGUGAGUAGUGUUGGAGGAGAGCGAGAGAGAAAAGGAUACAAAGUAGUGGUCGGAGACAUGGAGGGGAGUUGCAGUGAGAUUAGUAGAAGAACAGCAUCUAGUAAAGAUGAGGUCAAGCGUAUUGCCUGCCUUGUGAGUAGGGGGGGAUGGUGAGAGGGUGAGGUCAAAAGAGGAGAGGAGUGGAAAGAAGGAGGCAGAGAGAAAUGAGUCAAAGGUAGACGUAGGGAGGUUGACGUCCCCCAGAACUCUGUGGGGUGAGCCAUCCUCAGGAAAGGAACUUAUCAAGACAUCAAGCUCAUUGAUGAACUCUCCAAGGGAACCUGGAGGGCGAUAGAUGACAAGGAUAUUAAGCUUAAAUGGGCUAGUGACUGUGACAGCAUGGAAUUCAAAUGAGGAGAUAGACAGAUGGGUCAGGGGAAAAAUAGAGAAUGUCCAUUUGGGAGAGAUGAGGAUUCCUGUGCCACCACCCCGCUGACCAGAUGCUCUCGGGGUAUGCGAGAACACAUGGUCAGACGAGGAGAGAGCAGUAGGAGUAGCAGUGUUUUCAGUGGUAAUCCAUGUUUCCGUCAGCGCCAAGAAGUCGAGGGACUGGAGGGUAGCAUAGGCUGAGAUGAACUCUGCCUUGUUGGCAGCAGAACGGCAGUUCCAGAGGCUGCCCGAGACCUGGAACUCCACGUGGGUGGUGCGUGCAGGGACCACCAGGUUAGAGAGGUAGCAGCCACGUGGUGUGAGGCGUUUGUAUAGCCUGUGCGGAGAGGAGAGAACAGGGAUAGACAGAGGCAUAGUUGACAGGCUGCAGAAAAUGGCUACAAUAAUGCAAAGGAGAUCGGAAUGAAAUGAACUAAACAUCUGGGAAAGGAGAGAGCGGGGCCUCCCUCACCACAACACCCAAAUAUAGCUCUCCCAACUUCCACCUCAGAAACUAUAAUUGUUGUAAACUACAGCGGUUCAAUGUUUUCUAGGAAUAGACUAACUUAGUUUAUUCAGCUAGCUAACUAGGUACAGUAUUCUUCUGUGAAAAUUGUCCAGGGCACCUAGUCAUAAGACGCCACAGCCAGCUAGCAUGCCGGACUCCAACAACACGGUUUAGCACCAAUACUCGGCCACAACAAACCACCAGUGUGUCAACACGUUCGUGUCCGUGUCUAACGUUGUGGGUUAGUCCCGACAGCUUGAGCGACUCCGUCGUCAACUUAUUCAGCCAGUUAGUUAGCUAGAAUAGUUAGCAUACUAGCUAGCCAUUGCUUUCAGACAAAGAAGAAACCCCUCCUUUCACGGCACGAACACACAGAGAGAGCCAAACUAACGUUAACUAGUCACCCAUGUCCCGAAUUCCUUGAACGACUCUAGCUACCAAUAUGUAAAAAUAAAACAAAUGUAGGUUAUGACUUACCCCUAGCAGCUACUGUUAGCUAGCCAAGUGCAAAGCUAGCCACUGAAUUGACUCAGCCUGUUCGCGUCUGUUCGCUAGGUCGUUCCAGCUAUUGUUUACUAGUUGCUAUCCAGGUAGCAACAAGCUAGCUAAAGUUCAAGCACAGUAGCCACUUACUACCUAACGUUAACAGUUCAGACAAUGAGGUUAGAAAACAGCUGAAUGGUAGGCAAUUAUUGUAUGUAAUUAUUGUAGGCAGCCAGCUGGCGUAAUUACAGGCACUCUCAGGCGUGAAACAACUAUACCGUUGCUAAUAGUUGCCAGUAGCUACCCGCUAGGUAGUGGGUUAGCCAGCUAGCUUCGUGCUUCACCGGGCUCAGCCGAAUACAAUACUAACCUACAAUAAUUACAUACAACAACCCACGAUAACUACCUACAAUACCUAACUACAAUACCUAACUACAAUCUAAAUACAUAGUUUAAGCCUUACUCGACAAAGCCCAAACUAUGUAUAAAGCCAAGCUUACCCGACGACCCGACGACCUCACCCGUGCUCCACACUCCCUAACAUGUACUGGCUUAAGCAGGGGGACAUGUCUGGCACUGCAGGAUUUGAGUCCCUGGCGGCGUAGUGUGUUACUGAUGGUAGGCUUUGUUACUUUGGUCCCAGCUCUCUGCAGGUCAUUCACUAGGUCCCCCCGUGUGGUUCUGGAAUUUUUGCUCACCGUUCUUGUGAUCAUUUUGACCCCACAGGGUGAGAUCUUGCGUGGAGCCCCAGAUCGAGGGAGAUUAUCAGUGGUCUUGUAUGUCUUCCAUUUCCUAAUAAUUGCUCCCACAGUUGAUUUCUUCAAACCAAGCUGCUUACCUAUUGCAGAUUCAGUCUUCCCAGCCUGGUGCAGGUCUACAAUUUUGUUUCUGGUGUCCUUUGACAGCUCUUUGGUCUUGGCCAUAGUGGAGUUUGGAGUGUGACUGUUUGAGGUUGUGGACAGGUGUCUUUUUAUACUGAUAACAAGUUCAACCAGGUGCCAUUAAUACAGGUAACGAGUGGAGGACAGAGGAGCCUCUUAAAGAAGAAGUUACAGGUCUGUGAGAGCCAGAAAUCUUGCUUGUUUGUAGGUCACCAAAUACUUAUUUUCCACCAUAAUUUGCAAAUAAAUUCAUUAAAAAUCCUACAAUGUGAUUUUCUGGAAAAAAAAUUCUCAAUUUGUCUGUCAUAGUUGACGUGUACCUAUGAUGAAAAUUACAGGCCUCUCUCAUCUUUUUAAGUGGGAGAACUUGCACAAUUGGUGGCUGACUAAAUUAUUUUUUCCCCCACUGUAAUUGUUUGAAACCUGAAUGUUAUAAUACAUAUUAUGAGGCAUGUCUUACCGUGCUUCAAAGUAGCCUAACCAAAAUCAGACCACAUCCUUGGAGGCAAUUAUUUUAUAUCAAUUUCCUUUCAUUGUCCAGUAGCCAAAGGCACAAUCCUAGUCAUAUUAGCAACCAAUGCUAGUUGUUGCAUAUUAGAUCUCCCCUAUUUCUAAAUUUCGAAUGGAUAUUUUCAUCUGUCAAAUAAAACCGCUCGCAUGUGCAGUGCCCUUUUGAAGGUGAGCAUUUGCCCACUGAAGUCGGUUACGACGCCGAACUGCAGUCAGGUCAAGACCCUGGUGAGGACGACGAGCAUGCAGAUGAGCUUCCCUGAGACGGUUUCCGACAGUUUGUGCAGAAAUUAAUCAGUUGUGCAAACCCACAGUUUCAUCAGCUGUCCGGGUGGCUGGUCUCAGACGAUCCCGCAGGUGAAGAAGCCGGAUGUGGAGGUUCUGGUCUGGUUACAUGUGGUCAGCAUUUAUGAGGCCGGUUGGACGUACUGCCAAAUCCUCUAAAAAAAAGUUGGUGGCGGCUUAUGGUUGAGAAAUUAACAUUCAAUUCUCUGCCAACAGCUCUGGUGGACAUUCCUGCAGCAUGCCAAUUGCACGCUCCCUCAAAACUUGAGAUCUGUGACGUGUUGUGUGACAAAACAUUUUAGUGCCCUUUUAUUGUCCCCUGCACAAGGUGCACCUGUGUAAUGAGCAUUCAGUUUAAUCAGCUUCUUGAUAUGCCAAACCUGUCAGGUGGAUGGAUUAUCUUGGCAAAGGAGAAAUGCUCACUAACAGGGAUGUAAACAUAUUUGUGCACCACAUUUUAGAAAAAAAUAGCUUUUAAAGCGCAUGGAACAUUUCUGGGAUCUUUUAUUUCAGCUCAUGAAACAUGCGACCAACACUUUACAUGUUGCUAUUUUGGUUAAUGGCCUUGGUGCCCUAGCAGAUGGCCUUGGUGCCCUGGCAGAUUGGACACCUCUUGAAGGCCAAAUGGCCUUGCCCCUAAAAUCACGAAAUUCCAGGCCUGCCCCUAAGUGAAAUGUUGUUUCUCAACCGAUACCCCUCCCGUAUCUUUACAGACAGAUGAACUAGCCAAUAGUGGGUUACAGUACACAGCGCUUCACACUGUUUGAGUGGAAGAGAGAUGCGUGCUGGCAGCUGAAAAUAUUUUUUUCUGAUCAAGGAUAAAUAAAUAAAUAAAUACUAGUGUCAUAAUCGUAUUCGGAAAAUUCUCCAUAUCCGUUACGAUACCUUUUUACGAUACUCGUUUUGUCUGGGUACUCGGCACACCCCUAAGAAAAACUACUGAUGCACAACCGAAUGUCGAAAUUGCACCUUGUGUAUUCUACUAUUCUAACUCUCAACAUUAAGUUGAGACACUGACUGAGUUCCUAAAAAUUGAAAAUACACUUUUUUUUUCUUUUUUUGUAGGGGGGAAAUUGAUCCGCCGGCCUAAAAAAGGGGGGCCAUCCCUGUCUUAGAUCAACAGAAGUGGGUAGGGGUCGAUUUGGGACUGAGUAUAUGAGACGCAUUCCACUCGCUCUCCCUCCAACAUGGCUGCCGACGGCACAGUUUCUCAUCCACUGUGUCUGUCCAGGCCUUGAGCCUGGUGUCCAUGGUUACUGCAUGGAAAACAGUUGGCAUCAAAAUGGAGGGUGGUUCCCAUCUGACAAUGGAACGUUUAUAAACAACCACAACAACAUCAGCCAGCCACCAGCUAGAAUCUCACACCGAUCUCACCCCUUGCCAGUGUAUUCAUUCAAUAUGAUUGAAUUUUCACACACAUUAUUAUAAAUCAUUCUUUCUUUCCUCAUAACAGAUCCGCCAUGAGGUGAGCUUCAAAACGGUCACCCAUAAGAUAUGCAGCGAUGCCUGUUUCAACCGUUACCGCAUGGCCAACGGGCUCAUCGUGAACUGCUGUGAGCAGUGUGGUGAAUACCUGCCCAGCCGCGCCACUGCCAACCACUUUCUCAUCAUCGACGGCAAGCAGAAACGCUUCUGCUGCCAGAACUGUAUGCGGGAUUACAAGCAGGUAAGAGCUUGUCAGAACUGUAUGCGGGAUUACAAACAGGUAACAGCCAGUCAGAACAGUAUCAGGGAUUACAAGUAGGUAACAGUCAGUCAGAACUGUAUGCGGGAUUACAUGCAGGUAACAGCCAGUCAUAAGUGUAUCAGGGAUUACAAGCAGGUAACAGACAGUCAGAAGUGUAUCAGGGAUUACAAGCAGGUAACAGCUAGAAUGUAUCAGGGAUUACAAGCAGGUAAAAGACAGUCAGAAGUGUAUCAGGGAUUACAAGCAGGUAACAGCUAGAAUGUAUCAGGGAUUACAAGCAGGUAACAGACAGUAAGAACUAUAUCAGGGAUUACAAGCAGGUAACAGCUAGAAUGUGUCAGGGACUACAAGCACAUAACAGACAGUCAGAAGUGUAUCAGGGAUUACAAGCAGGUAACAGCUAGAAUGUAUCAGGGAUUACAAGCAGGUAAAAGACAGUCAGAAGUGUAUCAGGGAUUACAAGCAGGUAACAGCUAGAAUGUAUCAGGGAUUACAAGCAGGUAACAGACAGUAAGAACUAUAUCAGGGAUUACAAGCAGGUAACAGCUAGAAUGUGUCAGGGACUACAAGCACAUAACAGACAGUCAGAACUUUAUCAGGGAUUACAAGCAGGUUAAAAGCCAGGCUGCACCAACCAGCCUUUCCCUGGUGUUCCCUUACGCAUCCCGCUGAGAGUGUAACAUGAUGAUGACGCAGUGUUAAUUUCGUCAACAAAAAUAGUGACUAAAAUAUUUGUCAAACACCUAUUUUUAAGUGGCAAUUGACAAGACUAUAACUGACUUAAUAAAAAAAUGCUUUUUCAUUUCAGUUUACUCAUUUUGGAGAGAUUGAGAGCUUUUCAGUGAUAAGCACAAUUAAUAUUAGCAGCACAGAUGCGCAACGCAGUUCUGUUCAGCAGUGGGAAGGACGCGUCACACCCAGCAAACACAGCCUACAUCAGCUGGUGAGCUGCGGGGAAGUAAGCGUUGGAGUGUGGGCAGACAGGCACCGCUCCGGCUCCGCCUCCGAUAAUACACAUCGCGUAGGCGACUCUCUUGCUUCACCUAAGCUAACCAGUCACCACCAGCCUUCAAGUUAGCUACCCUUUGCCUGGUUAAGAAGCUGGCCGCAUUUUACAUUCAUAAAGCAUAUCGUGAGCCAAUUUAACAGCAGUGAUCCACUAUAAGGAUAGCCACUCUAGCUCCGCUCUCAUGUCGGUGCUAGCAAACAGGCAAGGUAAUGCUAGGUAUCAACAGCCAAUCCAGUAGUGAGCUUUGAUUACUCAAUAGCAGCACAAUGUCGCGGAGUACGCAACAAAAGUUAAGCUUUUCCCAGCUUUGGUCCCGCCCUGUUCAUGCUCCCUCGCCCAUGCUCGCAUCGCCAAACGGUCCACCCUCCCACUUAGCUUCCCUUCAUUCCCCCCGCCCACUUAGCUUCCCUUCAUUCCCCCCGCCCACUUAGCUUCCCUUCAUUCCCCCCGCCCACUUAGCUUCCCUUCAUUCCCCCCGCCCACUUAGCUUCCCUUCAUUCCCCCCGCCCACUUAGCUUCCCUUCAUUGAAAAUGAAUGGGGCUCCGUUGUUUCAUCACCCCCAACAUGCUAGAUAGAUUUCUGCCGUAAAACUAGGCUACUUGCAGACCGGACCAUUAACCAUUUGUUUAGGCUACACCUUGUUCAGUCAUGUUACCUCAUUAGCUAGCUAUAGCUAUCGACCUGGGGCUCGUUCAGCAGGACGGAACGUUUUGAAACGUUCAGAUAGAAAUAUGCUAUGUAGAACAAACAUGCCUCUCUAAUGUGUGAAUAAGGAAUAACGUCGGCCUAAUUCAUGGAAUUUCUAUCUGCAACGUUCGAGAGCGUUUUUCAACUGAGCGUUUUCCUGGUAACAUUACCAGUAGCCUAAAAGCAAACAUUUGGUGGUACAGGCAGAAGGGAAAAGGGAUAGCAAACGAUUUAUUGACUAUAAUAAUUAAUAAUAAUAAUUUGUCAUUUAGCAGACGCUCUUAUCCAGAGCGACUUACAGGAGCAAUUAGGGUUAAGUGCCUUGCUCAAGGGCACAUCGACAGAUUUUUCACCUAGUCGGCUCGGGGAUUAGAACCAGCGACCUUUCGGUUACUGGCACAACGCUCUUAGCCACUAAGCUACUACACUAUAUCUGACUGGGUAAAUAACUUUUUUAUUUUGAGUUAAUGUGGACCCAGUGACUCAGACAUGACUUCAGCCUAGGGACUCGUGACUGGAACUCGAGCACAGGGGACUUGGGACUCGAUUCGGACUCAAGGUUUAGUGACUCGACUACAUCACCGGGCGAAACAGUCAUUAGCUCCCGUUCUUCUUUUGGACAUCAAUGUGGCUGUGGUGUCUGUGGAACGUUGAUAACAAUGGCAAUGACGCGACCGAGUGAUGGAGGUGCAACCUAUACUACUUUGCCAAUAUUUUUCUGCACACUCUGGUGAUUGUGCUACUCUUUCUCUCUCUUUUGACUAAAAUGUCCCACUGUUUUAGUCAGUUUGACAAUAACUACACUAAAUCAUUAUUCAAAUGAUAAACAUAUGACUUAAGUAUAUUUUUGUGAAAAUGACUAAGACUAGACUAAAUAAAAAAAAUAGUGGCAAAGUUAACACUGCGAUGACGGCCCAAUUCACAAGUUUUGUGUCCCCUUGUGGCAACAGGACACAUUGAUAUUUGUUAACAGUAGUAUCUGUCUUGGAUGUUAUUCAUAAAGUUAUGUCACAUGUCUACAAAUACAGUGCCUUCAGAAAGUAUUCAUACCCCUUGACUUAUUCCACAUGUUGUUGUGUUACAGCCUGAAUACAAAGUGGAUUAAAUAUUUAUUUUUCUCUCACCCCUCUACACACAAUACCCCAUAAUGACAAAGUGAAAACAUGUUUAAUAUUCUUUUCGCAAAUGUAUUGAAGAUGAAAUACAGAAAUAUCUCAUUUACAUAAGUAUUCACACCCCUGAGUCAAUACUUUGUAGAAGCACCUUUGGCAGUGAUUACAGCUGUGAGUCUUGCCACACCUGGAUUGUGCAACAUUUGCCCAUUUAUUAUUUUCAGAAUUCUUCAAGCUCUGUCAAAUUGGUUGUUGAUCAUUGCUAGACAACCAUUUUCAGGUUUUGCCAUAUAGUUUCAAGUAGAUUUAAGAGUCAAUUCUCUAACUCGGCCACUCAGGAACAUUCACUGUAUUAGUGGUAAACAACACCAGUGUAGAUUUUACAUUGUGUUUUAGGUUAUUGUCCUGCUGAAAGGUGAAUUCAUCUCCCAGUGUCUGGUGGAAAGCAGACUAAACCAGAUUUUCCUCUAGGAUUUUGCCUGUGCAGAGCUCCAUUUAGUUUAUUUUUUAUCCUGAAAAACUCUCCAGUCCUUAACAAUUACAAGCAUACCCAUAACAUGAUGCAGCCACCACUAUGCUUGAAAAUAUGGAGAGUGGUACUCAGUAAUGUGUUGUAUUGGAUUUGUAUUCAGGACAAAAAGUGAAUUGCUUUGCCACAUUUAUUUGCAGUAUUACUUUAGUGCGUUGUUGCAAACGAUGUUGUUGAUCCAUCAUCAGUUUUCUCUUAUCACAGCCAUUAAACUCUGUAACUGUUUUAAAGUCACAAUUGCCCUCAUGGUGAAAUCCCUGAGAGGUUUCCUUCCUCUCCAGCAACAGAGUUAGGAAGGACGCCUGCAUCUUUAUACUGACUGGGUGUAUUGAUACACCAUCCAAUGUGUAAUGAAUAACUUCACCAUGCUCAAAGGUAUAUUCAAUGUCAGCUUUUUUUUUUACUCAUCUACCAAUAUGUGCCCUUCUUUGCAAGGCAUUGGAAAAUCUCCCUGGUCUUUGUGGUUGAAUCUGUGUUUGAAAUUCACUGCUCGACUGAGAGACCUUACAGAUAAUUGUAUGUGUUCAAAAAUCAUGUUAAACACUAUUAUUGCACACAGAGUGAGUCCAUGCAACUUAUUAUGUGGCUUGUUAAGUUAAUUAUUACUCCUGAAUGUAUUUAUUAUUGCCAUAACAAAGGGGUUGAAUACUUAGAUUUCAGCUUUUCACUUUUAAUUAAUUUGUAAAAAUUCCCCCCCAAAAUAUGACACUUUGACAUUAUGGGGUAUUGUGUGUAGGCUAGUGACAAACAAAUCUCAAUUUAAUCAAUUUUAAAUUCAGGCUGUAACACAACAAAAUGUGGAAAAAGUCAAGGGGUAUGAAUACUUUCUGAAGGCAAUGUAUUUGUAUUCCCUUAUUCCUCUAGCCCCACUCUAAGAUGACGACGUGUACUGGCUGUAGUGCCAUGGUCAGGUCUAGUGAAGUCACUCACUGUAUCGGGGCCAGCGGCACCAUGGAACCAUACUGCUCCACAGCCUGCAUGAACAAGACCAAGAUUGCCAGCGCCUCUACCACUGUCCUCAGUUAGUAUUUGUUUAUACCUCACCAUCAGUGCAUCACUGUCCUCAAUUUUCACUUUAUUACUUGGAUUAUAGUUUCACUUUCUGAAUUGAACCCCGUCUCACACAUUUACAUUUUAGUAAUUUAGCAAACACUCUUAUCCAGAGCGACUUACAGGAGCAAUUAGGGUUGUGCCUUGCUCAAAUGCACAAUGAUAGAUUUUUCACCUAGUCGGCUCGGGGAUUCGAACCAGCAACUUUUCGGUUGCUGGCCCAACGCUCUUAACAGCAAGGCUACCUGCCACAUAUUAGAGCACUGCCACUCUCACUCUCCAGUGAGCCCACAUCUUACGUCAUUCACACUGACUGAUGGUGUGGUUGCUUUGAUGUGUGGGAUGUGGUAUAUGUGGUAGUCGAAGUUGUAUAAUUUUCUUCUGUGUACAUAUGCAUGGGUGUGUGGGUGCAGGACAGCAAGUACAAUUAUGAAGGUGCUGGGACUUACAGUACCUACAUUUGAUCAUACAUUUACAUUUACGUCAUUUAGCUGACGCUCUUAUCCAGAGCGACUUACAGUUAGUGCAUACAUUAUUAUUUUUCAUACUGGCCCCCCGUGGGAAACGAACCCACAACCCUGGCGUUGCAAACGCCAUGCUCUAUCAACUGAGCUACCUCCCUGCCUGCCAUUCCCUCCCCUACCCUGGACGACGCUGGGCCAAUUGUGCGCUGCCCCAUUGGUCUCCCGGUUGCGGCCGGCUACAGCAGAGCCUGGAUUCGAACCAGGGUCUCUAGUGGCACAGCUAGCACUGCGAUGCAGUGCCUUAGACCACUGCGCCACUCGGGAGUUAAUCAUACUGUGUUUAGGAAGGUUAUGUGUCAAGGGGUGUUUUUGUUCCUUUGCAGACUCGGAGCCCACGUGUCACUUCUGUAACAAGACAUCGUUACCUCAGUACCAGGCCACGCUGCUUGAGGGGAAUGUACUAAACUUCUGCAGCUCAACGUGUGUCACCAAGUUUCAGGUAUGUACUGACUCCUUUCUUUAUUAUUUAAAAUAUCACCUUGUUAACCAGGAAAAAACAUUUGAAUAAGAAUUCUAAAAGCCUACUGACAGUUAGGUUUCAAGUUAGAAAGAACAUGUUUAGUGCAUGCAUUGCAACUAAACAAUUAAAAACUCCCUGACUUUCUGGGUACCUUAUCUAGUUUCCUGCAGCUCAAGGAAAUGUUUAUUUCUCUCUUCAGAAUGCAACCAUUCAAACAGUAACCAAUGGACAGGCUCCCCUGUCUACAAUGAACCACAACAUCCAGCUCAAAUGUAAUUACUGUCGAGGAGCAUUCAGCCUAAAGCCUGAAACCUUGGAGUGGGAGGUAAAUUAACUUUGUGGUCAUGAACUUGGUUUAUAUAAAAUGUAUGCACUCACUAAGGCCGUCAUUGUAAAUAAGAAUUUGUUCUUAACUGACUUGCCUAGUUAAAUAAAGGUAAAAUAUAUAUAUAUUUUUCAACUGUAAGUCGCUCUGGAUAAGAGCGUCUGCUAAAUGACUAAAAUGUAAAUGUAAAAUAUAACACAAAAAUUUAGCAUCAAAGUUAAUUGUACACCUUUCUGUUGAAGCCUGUGAGUGUACAUGCUCCACCUCUCCCUCUGUGUCCAGGAUAAAUAUCAAGUGGUCAAACCUCAAUUAAAUAUGCAGGAGCAUUCAACAUUGUGUGGGUAUCUAUUUUUCCCCGCAGGAUAAAGUGUACCAGUUCUGCAGUAAGAUAUGUUGUGAGGACUACAAGAAGCUGCACUGCAUCGUCACCUUCUGCGAGUACUGCCAGGAGGAGAAGACGCUCCACGAGACGGUCAAGUUUUCCGGGGUCAAGAGGCCUUUCUGCAGCGAAGGUCCGACAAUGCUCUCACUCCCUAAUCUGUGUCCUUGUCAGCUAGUCUGUUUUGAUUGGGAGAGUGAGAGAACCCAGAGUGAAUAAUACUUGUCCUCAUCCCAUAUUUCUCCCUGUUCUUGACAUGUUUUGCCACUAGCUGGGGCACUUUACCCUAGGGCUGGGCGAUAUAUAGAAUGAAUUCGAUUCAUUCUAAUUUUUGUUUUUUUUGCGUGAUAUUCCAAAUGCCUGUAUCGCAAGAAUCAAGUUUUAUUUUAUGUCCGCUUGUUGUCUUUUUGGUCUCGUCUCCUUCGCUCCUUCUGUGCUGUGCACCUUCCCAUUUACACCAGAGAUCUGUAUAUAAUGACGAGAUGCACAUGCUUCCUUCCUAACAAUGGCAGUCGUUGUCCCAAAGGCGGGAAGGCAGGCUACAAGCUUAGGUCCAAAAUAAGCCCAUAGAAACGCAUUGGGCUUAUUUUGGAAAUAUUUUAGCGAGAGUGAAACAUCUCGCUUUGCCUCUUCCUCUAGUUUACACAAACACACCAAGCUCCUCCCCCACACACCAAGCCCUUCCCUCUGCCACUCACAACAACAAAGAUGAGAGAUCACUUCUUCCUCUCUGACAAACGGUUUCAACUCGCUAUUUGCAUUUGACGUUUGGUCCAACAGAAUCGGUCAUAUGGAGACCGAAACACAUUGAGACAUUAUUUUACUGUAAUAGAGGAGAAGUUAACCUUUCUAACGAUACCGUUUUUAUGUCUCAACUAGUCAAAUUACGUGCAGAGCAGACACUACUAAAACGAGAGUUCAAUGAACAUUGAUUCUGGAAAAUGAAUGCUCAGGUUGUCGCGUGGCAUUGUUUGAGAUCUGGGUUACUUUUCUAUAGCUUAAUGCCUGCUAGAAGAAGUUAGUCAUUAUUAGUGAAUGUGCAUAAUGCAUGGUUCUGGUUAAAUUUGUAACAAAAAAUUGCAUUUUAAUAGACGGACUUGAAAGCCAGAUCAGUGAUUAUUGCAAAAAAGCAAGUUGAUCUAUUUUGAUGAAAUAAUUACAUUAUUAGUGGGUCUUAUGGUUGUGGAAGGCUUAUAUUUAGCCUGGGUAUAACUUCACAGGCCCUGAAUUCAUUAGUUUGUUUGAAAUGCAGUAUAUUUGACCUUUAAUUGUACAACAAAGCGUAUUUAGAGAAAACAUUUUUAAAAAGUAGAUAUAUAUCAUGAAUCGCCCAGAAGUUUGAAAAAACUUGCCAUAUCGCCCAGCCCUACUUUACCCACACAACACAUGAGUUGAGCUACAGUUUGUCACUUGACAUCGUGUAACCUCUAAACGUUGUUGUCCCUAUUUCCCCUCAGGUUGUAAGCUGCUGUUCAAGCAGGACUUUGCCAAGCGGCUGGGUCUGAAGUGUGUCACCUGUAACUACUGCACUCAGCUGUGUAAGAGAGGGGUGACCAGGCAGCUGGACGGGGUGUCCAGGGACUUCUGCAGUGAAACCUGCGCCAAGAAGUUCCACGAGUGGUACUACAAGGUCAGAGCGCGUACCUAAAUCAGUCUCACUAUGAAAAAUCAUAUUUCUCAAAAUUGUGCCUCCAGGAGGUGAUUUGAUUUGUGUGUGUUUCCCAUUAUGUCCACCAGGCGGCACGCUGUGACUGCUGUAAGGUGCAAGGGAACCUGACUGAGUCGGUGCAGUGGAGAGCAGAGAUGAAGCACUUCUGUGACCAGCAUUGUCUCCUCCGCUUUUACUGCCAGCAGAACGAACCCAACCUGGCAACGCAGAAGGGCCCAGAGAACACCAGACUUGGUACUAAUUUUUGUGCAUUUAGUCUUUUUUAAAACAAGUGCAUCUGUGUGUUUGACUUACGGAACCAUGUUUUCUAUUGACAGGAUUUGGAAUACAAACUGAGGCAACCAACAUUGCGGUGAGAAAAAAGUACUUCAUGUUUGAACCCUAUAAUCGUUACAGCACAGCUGACUGUUAGGUAAAGAAUAUAAUUCUCCUUCUUUAACAAGUAUCAUCUGUUAUCCUUCCUAUCUACUAGAUGUUGAGUCAGCCGUACACUGGUGGAGGGAUCCUAAAGGAUGUGAAGAAUAAAGCUGUACUCUGCAAGCCUCUCACUAUGACCAAGGCCACCUACUGCAAACCACACAUGCAGAGCAAGCUCCUACAGACAGGUACACACCACAAUAUUACUGUUUGAGAAAUUGUAGUUUGAAAUGUACAGCACAUGACAUCUCCCACGAAGUAGUAUGUCCUUGGUUUGACCUUUGACCUGUGUGUCUGUCUCCAGAUGAGGAUGACGGGGUGAAGAGGGAGUACAUUCCCGUGCCCAUCCCUGUACCCGUGUUCAUCCCAGUCCCCAUGAACCUCUACGCCCAGAUCACACCCAUUCCCAUCACACUACCCAUCCCGGUAAGAAGCCAAUGGAAUAGUCCCAAAAGUGCAAAUCCGGAAUAAUUGUAUGCAGAAGUGUGUCCGAUGAUUAGAACUCCAUUGCUGUUCACAUCCUGAAACUCUGUGAUUGGUAUUUUGUAAAUAUGAGGACAACCAUGGAUAAUGCUCUUGUUAUGAAAAUAACAAGGUGGAGCAGAUAUUUACUCUCAAAUUAGUCUUUCAAGUAUUUAACAUAUGAACAGUCGCUAACCAACCAGUGGUCUCUGUCCGUCCCUCAGGUUCCAGUGCCGGUGUUCCUGCCCAGCACACUGCAGGGUACAGAGCAGAUUGUCCAGACCAUCAACAAGCUGAAGGCCAAAGUCCCCACUGACCCCCAUGAGGCUGACCAGAAGCCAGGUACACACACACACACAGAAAGCCAGGUACUGACUUAAUAUAUGCCAUUUAGCAAACUCUGCGUCUUAGAAUCAUGCGUGAAUACAUUUUGUGUGUGUGUGGUCCCGGGAAUCGAACCGACUACCCUGGCGUUACAAGCACCAUGCUCUACCAGCUGAGCUACACAUCCCCAGUUCCAAAAUUGCAAACUCUGAACCAAAUCAAGCGUGACUCAAAUACUUUUAAGUGUGUCCGAUGAUUAGAACUCUAUUGCUGUUCACAUCCUGAAACUCUGUGAUUGGUAUUUUGUUAUAUGAGGACAUGAAACAAACCAUGGAGCUUCUUUAUCCAUGGCUACCGGUAUGCAUCUUUGUCUACCUGAACGGGAAGCACCUCUCUUCCACAUCACUGCAAGCUGCCACAGAUAAAAGGUUGAUUGUUGUGUGACUGUUUCAGAUGUGAAGGUGAAGAGGGAGCGAGGAGAAGGAGAGGCCAGGUCCAGCAGCUCCAGUAGCAGCAGCUCUGAAUCAGAGGCUGAGGAGGAGAAGUAUGAACCAGAUCUGGACCUGGAGAAAGACUUUCCUCAAGGUACGACUACUGAGCAACAUUUGACCACCCUGACACUGUGAGACACUUUCUAGUCCUGUCCUCUAUUGUGGAAAAUUACACUACCGGUCAAAAGUUUUAGAACACCUACUCAUUCAAGGGUUUUUCUUUAUUUGUACUAUUUUCUACAUUGUAGAAUAAUAGUGAAGACAUCAAAAGUAUGAAAUAACACAUAUGAAAUCAUGUAGUAACCAAAAAAGUGUUAAACAAAAAAUAUAUAUUUUAUAUUUGAGAUUCUUCAAUUAGCCACCCUUUGCCUUGAUAACAGCUUUGCACACUCUUGGCAUUCUCUCAAUCAGCUUCAUGAGGUAGUCACCGGGAAUGCAUUUCAAUUAACAGAUGUGCCUUCUUAAAAGUUAAUUUGUGGAAUUUAUUUCCUUCUUAAUGCGUUUGAGCCAAUCAGUUGUGUUGUGACAAGGUAGUGGUGGUAUACAGAAGAUAGCCCUAUUUGGUAAAAGACCAAGUCCAUAUUAUGGCAAGAACAUCUCAAAUAAUCAAAGAGAAACGACAGUCCAUCAUUACUUUUAAGACAUGAAGGUCAGUCAACCCGGAAAAUGUCAAGAACUUUGAAGGUUUCUUCAAGUGCAGUCGCAAAAACCAUCAAGCGCUGUGAUGAAACUGGCUCUCAUGAGGACCGCCACAGGAAUGGAAGACCCAGAGUUACCUCUGCUGCAGAGGAUAAGUUCAUUAGAGUUACCAGCCUCAGAAAUUGCAACCCAAAUAAAUGCUUCACGGAGUUCAAGUAACAGACACAUCUCAACAUCAACUGUUCAGAGGAGACUGUGUGAAUCAGGCCUUCAUGGUUGAAUUGCAGCAAAGAAACCACUACUAAAGGACACCAAUAAGAAGAAGAGACUUGCUUGGGCCAAGAAACACAAGCAAUGGACAUUAGACCGGUGGAAAUGUGUCCUUUGGUCUGGAUUCCAAAUUUGAGAUUUUUGGUUCCAGCCGCUGUGUCUUUGUGAGACACAGUGUGGGUGAACGGAUGAUCUCCGCAUGUGUAGUUCCCACCGUAAAGCAUGGAGGAGGAGGUGUGAUGGUGUGGGGGUGCUUUGCUGGUGACACUGUCUGUGAUUUAUUUAGAAUUCAAAGCACACUUAACCAGCAUGGCUAACACAGCAUUCUGCAGCGAUACGCCAUCCCAUCUUGUUGCGCUUAGUGGGACUUUAAUUUGUUUUUCAACAGGACAAUGACCCAACAGACCUCCAGGCUGUGUAAGGGCUAUUUUACAAAGAAGGAGAGUUAUGGAGUGCUGCAUCAGAUGACCUGGCCUCCACAAUCCCCUAACCUCAACCAAAUUGAGAUGGUUUGGGAUGAGUCGGACCGCAGAGUGAAGGAAAAGCAGCCAACAAGUGCUCAGCAUAUGUGGGAACUACUUCAAGACUGUUGGAAAAGCAUUCCAGGUGAAGCUGGUUGAGAGAAUGCCAAGAGUGUGCAAAGCUGUCAUCAAGGCAAAGGGUGGCUAUUUGAAGAAUCUCAAAUUUGUUUUAACACUUUUUUGGUUAUAUGAUUCCAUAUGUGUUGUUUCAUAGUUUUGAUGUCUUCACUAUUAUUCUACAAUGUAGAAAAUAGCAACAACAAAAACAAAAAAACUUGAAUGAGUAGGUGUUCUAAAACUUUUGACCGGUAAAUAUUUUAUUUGACUGCUCUCUGUCUCUCAGUACAGUGGAGAGGUGCUACAAAAUAUCACCAGGUCACAUGGGUGUGUUUUUAUAUAUUAUGGAACAAUAUAGUCAUUCGGAUUAAAAUUCCUCAGGGGUUAUUUCUGGACUGCCUGCUUGUCAUACUCCUCACUCCUAUCGGACUAAGGGAUUUAUUUUGGUGUAUUUAUAAUCAGAAGUGCAUUCAGAAGGCCAGGUGUAGAAUUACAUUACCAUACCUAGCUAAUACAUGAAUACACUAAUAAUACAAUAAAGAACCUACAUAAUAUAGGAAUACAAUAAUAAUACAACUAAGAACCUAGCUAACUGAGCCAGUGACCAGCAGCACUGGACUACUUGUUCAUUAGAGAGAAGCUAGUUAUGUAACAACAGCUGUUUGAGGAUUCAAUUCACCCCCACCCUUACGGAUAAGGGCAGUUGCUAAUUCACUCAUUCACCUCCCUCUCCAUCUGUCUGGCUCGCUUUGGCACAGCACAGUUCGGUCCAGAUAAGUUCAGCUCAGUCCGGCUCACUUUAGCUCUGCCUACCUUUGUCCAACUCAGUCUGGUGGGCUUUGACUUGGCUCAUCCCUUACCUGUGUCUGUGUGUCCUGUUGUCGCCCCAGACCCUGUUCCUGCGCUGAAGGGCCUGUAUGUGGAUAUGGGGAUCACCCUACCCCCUCUCCUGGCUGAGGAGAAGGAGGAGGUACCCAGAGCCAGGAGACAGGUACUCUACCCACCCUGACCCCUUUCAUCUAGCUAACCUUUCAUAUAGCUCCGGUUGGAAGCAGAAGUGUGUCCGACGAUUAGAACUCUAUUGCUGUUCACAACCUGCCCAGGGACUGCAGUUGAAAAUGAGCCGGCUGGCUAAAACCGGCACUUUUACUGAAAUGUUGAUUAAUGUGCACUGUCCCUGUAAAAAUAGAAAUAAACUAAAACUCUGUGAUUGGUAUUUUUCAUACGAGGACAUGAAAUAAUAAACCAUGAAUGAUGUUCUUAUGAAGAUAAACAUCUAAGAUGGUGGAGUGGAUAAGAUCUCCCACACGAAGGCUUCUACCGAUACAUUUCCAAUCAUAGGAGCUGUGUGUUUGUUUCAGGGACACAAGAGGCGAGCUGUAGCGGGAGACCCCUCUUCCCCCUCUCCCCCUAUGACAGAUGGCCCCACGGAGGGCCGCUCGCUACCCCUGAGGUCUCGCUACGGGGUCAACGCCUGGAAACGGUGGGCGCUGUCCUCGGCUGACCAAUCAGGCGACGCUAAAGGGAAAGAUGGCCUCAAGCAGGGUGAGUAAGCUCCGCCCACAGCAACUAUUAUCGUACAGCACUUGGAACCACUGGACAUUCUGAAUGAAAGGUGCUAUAUAAUUAAGUUGGUAAGAGAUUGUAAUUAUUUUCCCUCAGAAUCUCCACCGGCCCGGUCAAAGAGUAACCCGCUCUCUCUGAAAGCGUCAGAGCUCAGCCUGGCCCUGUCCCGAUUCGUCCAUGAGGUACGGCGGCCCAACGGAGAGCGCUACGCCCCCGACAGCGUCCUCUACCUCUGCCUGGGCAUCCAGCAGGUCAGUCACCUCCCUGUUUAGUUUCCUCCUCCUCAGUCACCUUCUGUAGCCUGGUUCCAUUUAGCUUUUCAGCCCUUUGCUCCUCCCCCAUCAGACAGUGUUCACAGAUCUGACAAGACUUGUAUAGGUGAAAGCAAUAUGCUGAUGGAGCUUCUGUCGUAAGGCUGAUCCACUACUAUACAGAUCUAUGAACAUCGACUGAAUAGGUGCUAGGGAUCAGAAUGGCUCCAGGCCCCCCUAUAUCUUUCUCUCUGCAGUCAUGAAAGGAGAGGGCUGUUAUAGCCUCAGGCAGCACUAGGUGUUUGUGACGAGAUACAGGGUUGGGACUGGGAGUCAGUCAGACUGGCUGAUGAUGUCAUAGUUCUCAGAGGGCUGCCUUUAUGAUUGAUGGAAGAGGCCUUGGUUCUGACUGAUACAUUUACAGUGUAACCAUGGCGAUGUGGCAUACAGGUUCUCAUUCUCAUAAAUUCUCAUCAAUCAUAAGAGACCCCUCUAUUUCCCACCGCUCUCCUUUCAUAUUUUUUAAGACGUGUCCGAUGAUUAGAACUUUUGCUGUUCACAUCCUGAAACAUGGUGUUGACUAUUUAAAAUAUGAGGACACCAUCUAUAUUCUUCACAAUCUUAUAACCAGGUCUAGGUGUGGCUUCCCACAAGAGUUUCCCCUAGUCCAAUUAUUCUCUACUGGUGACUUAUUACUUGUUUGUUUGUCUGUAGCAUCUGCAGGCCAAAGGCAGGAAAGAUGAACUGUUCAGUGACCCAUGUUACGAGCCGUUUGGAGAGGAGCUCAACAAGGUCCUCAAAGACUGGCAGCCCAGCGUGAUGCCUGAUGGUAAAUAUAUACACUCACACUUUAUCACUGCUCAAUUCACAUGUCGAUCACCUGAAUUAUCUUCAGCAUACACUCCAUCUAUGCUCUUUAAUGGAAGUGUAUGUUUUUAACUGCAACUCCAUAGAAGACCUACCCGCAGUGUCCAAUGAUUAUAACUAUUUUUGCUGUUCACAUUCUGAAAUAAUAGUGAUUGUACUAUAUAUAUGAUAUGAGGACACUGUAGACAUUAUCAAUUUAAAACCACAUUCAUUUGUAGCAGGGUUCAUACUGUGUACCUUUUGUGUGGAUCAGUGUUUGUGUUAAUGUUAUAUCCAGAGGUACUGUAUUGUGAUCAGUGUUGUUAACAGCUGUCUGUCUGUGCCCCCAGGCUCUCGGUGGGGCUGUGUGGAGGAGAAGUGCCUGUGGAGCUGUAAGCUGCUGGGGGAGCAGAGUCCUGCGGCAUUGCUGCGCUCCCUGGUCUAUCUCAACACCAAGUACUUUGGCCUGCGCACCGUGGAGCAGCACCUGUGCCUCUCCUUCAGUAACGUCUACGGGCCCGACCACACAGACCCAACCACACAGGAAACCACUGUCUGCAUCCGAGUCCCCUCCAUCUCCUCACAGGACCACCACUGUGAGCCUGACCACUAAGACACACACACACCACACAAAACACACACACUGUUGUGGUCAAGUGCAUCUUUUUAUCAGCAUUUCUUUAGAUGUGCCUAUUUUUGUGUGCGCCUGUCAUGUUGUUAAUCCUCCCUGUCUGUUUUACUCUGUGAACAGUACAAACAGGGUCCAGGAAGAGGAAACGUAAAGAGGACAGUGACCUGGCCUACGAGCCAGACGACGGCUCAGGAAGCUCCACACACUGUCCAGUCAAGAAGCACGAGUGCAGACUCUACGAGCUCUACCGUUCCAAGUGGUGAGCCACUUUUCUCUUCUAUGACUUCGACUUCCUCAAGUGGUCAAUUUCAACUUCCCUUACUACAUUGUGCUCAUUUAUUUGUUAAUUGUCAGGGACCACUGCACAACAAAUAUGCAGGUUAGGGUUUUUCAUCAUGAAUCUUGUUCUGGAGGCAGGUCUGCAGAGUGGUCACUAGCUGGUACAGACAUAAAGUCAUACAAUCUUAGUUUAAACCUAACCUUAACCACACUGCUAACCCUAAUGCCUAACCCUAACCUUAAAUUAACCUAGACUUAAAUUAAGAUCAAAAAGCUUUUGUUUCUAUGAAUUUUUACAAUAUAGCCAAUUUUGACUUUGCAGCUGUCCCAUCUAGUAGAAAUCGCUCAGUUCUGCCUCCAGGACAAGACUCAUCCCAAUAAAUGUCAACCUGCAUCAAAUGUAUUGGCCCAAAUUUAGCUACAAAGCUAUAAUUUCAUUUGUGGUUAAUGUGGUAAUUCCUCUCUCUGCAGCCCAGGGUUGUUGAGGCAGCGUAUGGAUGUGUUCUAUGUGCAGCCAGAGGCAUCGGGCAGCAGCUGUGACAGUGACAGCUCCCUGUGGUUCUCCUCUACUCCUCUGGACCGCAGCGUCCUGGAGAGCAUCCUCACCCCUCUCCUCCUGGUCAAAGACAUCUACAGAGAGCGCCAUCUAGAAGAGGAGGAGGAGGGAGGCGGGGAAUAG